Molecule: messenger RNA, 1611 nt
Organism: Hydractinia symbiolongicarpus
Lineage: Eukaryota; Metazoa; Cnidaria; Hydrozoa; Anthoathecata; Hydractiniidae
Product: ATP-dependent DNA helicase RecQ-like
Exons: 2
Coding region: 1-1611 (536 amino acids)
Biological process (GO): double-strand break repair via homologous recombination; telomere maintenance
Cellular component (GO): chromosome; cytoplasm; nucleoplasm
Molecular function (GO): nucleic acid binding; ATP binding; 3'-5' DNA helicase activity
Source: RefSeq, a predicted model, not a curated record
AUGGCUCUAACGUAUAUUGAUAUUUUAAAGCGAAUAUCUUUCGCAUUAAAUAAUUACAUUUUUCAGUUUUGCCUGAAACCAAAGCAAGUCAUAUGUUUGGAAGCUUUGUUAAAGGGGAAUGAUGUGGUGGCAGUUCUGCCUACUGGAUUUGGAAAAUCAAUUAUUUUUCAUUUACUUGCUGAUCUCUUCCCAGUUAAAAAUGAAAAGAAUAUUGUUUUGGUCAUCAGCCCUUUAACUUCCAUUAUAAAUGAUCAGGUGAAAUACUUGAAUGGGAUUGGUUUUUCUGCUGCUGUAUUGAACUUGGAACAGAGGAAGUUUGAGGCAGAUGAGAGCUUGUUUGGAAGUAAUGAUGCAGUGGAGGACGACCAUGAUGGUACAAAUAUUACAAUUGAUUGUGGUAUUAAAAACGGAGAUAUUAAGAUUUUAUUUGCCCAUCCAGAAUCCUUUUUAUCUGAUCAAGGGCGUUCAAUUUUAAAGAGCAAAAUUUAUCAACAAAAUGUGGUAGCUUGCGUGGUUGAUGAAGCGCAUUAUGUUGAAAUAUGGGGUGCUGAAUUUCGUGAAGAUUUUGGAAAAUUAUGCACACUGAAAGCUCUUUUUCCAAGCACACCCAUGAUUGCUUUGACAGCAACUGCACCCCCAAGCAAAAUAAAAAAUUUAAAAGAGAAACUAUGUUUCAGUCCUUAUUGUAAGGUUGUUGUUGCAAAUCCAAAUAGAAAAAAUAUAUUUUUAAAGAAAUUGCCAAGACGCGGAAACAACUUUGGCUUAAGAAGCUAUGACGAUAUUUUAGUUCCCAUUGCUAAAGAGUUAAAUAAAUUACGGGAUGAUUAUCCCAUGACAAUCAUUUACAUGAAGCUAAAAUAUUGUGGCUAUGCUUAUUCGUUAUUUCAGCAAACAGUAACUCCAAAUAACACAAAACUAUUUUGUCAAUUUCAUGCUCCUCAAACAUCUAGAAUUAAGAAAGAAAUCUUAGAUGAAAUUACAAAACAAGAUUCGUCUAUUAGAGUUGUGUUUGCAACCACAGCACUCGGGAUGGGUGUUAAUGCACCAAAGGUUACUGAAGUUAUCCACAUAACGCCUCCAGCCAAUAUUGAAUCUUACAUGCAAGAAAUUGGUAGAGCUGGAAGGCGUGGGCAAAACUCAACUGCAACAUUGUAUUACAAUAAUGCAGAUAUUGCUGUUAAUAAAAAUAAUGUUGACGAUAGCAUGAAGUGCUUCUGCAAAACAGAUCUGUGCUUAAGGAAAUUUAUUCUAAAUUUCUUUGGUUUUAAAAAAUAUGAACAAGAUAAUUGUUGCUCAAAUUGUACAAAGUCUAAUUUGCUGAUAAAAGAAACAACAUUACCUUGCCGUGAUUUAGUAUCAGAAGAUGCUUUUAAAUGCUUACAAACUGAGCUGAAAGAAAUUAUUGAAACUUGGAGACUUUCGCUAUUGACUACCCUUGAUCAAACUUAUGAACUUCCAUCUAUCAAUAAAAAUUUGGUUCAAACACUAUUGAGUAAACUUCCAUUUAUAAGAUCUAAAAAUGAUCUGUUAUUUGAAUAUGAUGUUUGGGAUGAUCAAUAUGCUACCACCAUAUACGAUAAAAUAAAUAAGUAUGCCCCAAAGCAUAAAUAA